AAUUAAAGCCAUUUCCAUUAUUAGUUUUCCUUAUACUUAUUUUAAUGGUUAAUAGUCCGUGUAAUUAUUGUUUGGUAGCUAUAAGGAAUAAUUGUGUAUUAAUAGAAGUCUACGAUAAUCCAUUAAUUGGCGAUGGUAUUGGGUUUUAUAACACUUUUAUGUUUAUAUAAAUUUUACGGUUACUUUUAAAUAGAUUGGAUAUUACAAAACUGUUCCCAAUUGUAUUUAGAUGCAGUGCUAUCGUUCAAACAAUGCCGAUAAUUUCGAUAACAAUAGUCAGUUGUGCCAUAAUAUUGGUAGAAAAUGUUCAGAGCUUUCCCUAUGUGAUUUCCAACAAUGAAGCACUUUUACAGUCAAAUCAUCCACCAUUACAAACAGUUGUGGUUUCCGACGAUCAAGAUUAUGUACCAGAUUUGUAUUACCAUAACUCACAUGAUUAUGGGGAUCCACGUUAUUAUGAGAAUUCAUACCAUUAUGAUAAUUCGUAUGAUUAUGGUAAUUCAUAUGGUUAUGGUAAUGCAUAUGAUUAUGAGAAUUUAUACCAUUAUGAUAAUUCGCAUGAUUAUGAUAAUUCGCAUGAUUAUGGUAAUUCAUAUGGUUAUAUUAAUGCAUAUGAUUUCGGUUACGAUCCUAAUGAAAAUGACGAAAUUGGUUCAUAUAACCACCACAGCUAUUAUGAUGACGACUCAGUUGUUCUAGUUAAACCCCAGAUGAGAUCAGCUCAAGAGAAUAGUUUUUCAGACUCGAAUUCGAAUAAUGAAUCUCCUGUUUCAAGAGUAACAUCGCUUUUAGAAAAUCACUGUGUAACAGCCAUAGAAGUUAGACGAAAUAUUGUUAAAAGUUUGACAGAAUUUCUAACCAAAAUAAAUUUAACGGAUGUAGAUAAUGCCUUUGUAUCUGCGACUAAUCAAUUGUUAGACAAUUUAACUAACAAGGAAAUCUCUACAAUAUAUUUUAAUCAUAACUUAUACAAAUUACGUAAAUUAAAAUACGAAGAUCUUGGUUUGUCGCUUUUGAGUCAACUUGAAAAAGUUUCACCGCCUAUCGCACAAUUAUCAAUAAACGCAUCUUCGAAACAUCUUGUUGAAAAUCCUGAACUAUUAGAAAUGUUCACGGCAACUGUUUACGGGAAUCUAUUUUUUGGUGUAGACGAAAAAGUUAUUAGAGAACUUGACGACAAUGACAUUAAUGCUGUUCUACAGGAAAUUUCAAAAGAUGACAAUAUUGACAUACCGUCUAAGUACUUCAGUCCGUUCUGGUUCAAGGUUAUUGAAGGUUUUCAAAACGAAAAAGUCAAUCCAACUCCUCUACUCUUAGGAUGUCUGAUGAUGGAUUUUCCUCUGAAUAUAGAGCCAGAUUUAAUGGGUUUUAACUACGAGUAUACUUAUAAGGUGUUAUCAAGCCUAAGUUACACGCAAAAAGAUUCUUGUGAACAAAAUACUAACACCCCGUCAAAUACAUUGAAAAUCAACAGUAUUGCGUUGACAAUGCCAAAUACCAGGUCAGAAAAUGUGUAUACCUAUUACGACAAUGACGUGCAAACUUUAUACGAUGAUGUACCAGCAGUUGUAAUAAGUGAAGAUGAUAUUCCAAUUAAUAGGUACUAUGAGUAUGGAAGUCCCGUUUUAAAAUCAUUGUCAUUAGAAUAUCAAAAACAGUCAACGGAAAAUCCCGAUUCGCUACUAAGACUACAAAAUGGGGAUGAUAUUAACGUCUUACCAUUACAUGAUGACUUGGUCAACAGACGGUCUGAAGAAAUAGAACUUUCAUCAACGAUUUAUUCGCAACUCCAUGACGCACAGAAUGAUGACAACAGACUAAAAACAACAUUUGGGGGUGCUACCAUUAUUUCUAGUGUGUCCACGCCCAAUUCGUAUAAAUCAACAACGUAUCUUAAUAAAGAUAAUGGCGACAAUGACGGUGAUUUAGAAGCUGAAGUAAGAAUAAACCUUCCAGAAACGAAGAUUGAUGACGAACCUGUUGAGCCUUACAAAAAUGUGAAGCUGGAAAUGGAUGACCAUGAUGAUGAUUUCGAAGUAGGCAAUGAUGAUUUCGAGGAGGAGGAACCUUCUGAGCCUUAUAAAAAGGUGGAGUUGAAAAUGGAUGACUUUGAUGAUGAUUUCGAAGUAGGCGAUAAUGAUUUCGAGGAGGAGGAACCUUUUGAGCCUUAUGAAAAGGUGGAGUUGAAAAUGGAUGACUUUGAUGAUGAUUUCGAAGUAGGCGAUGAUGAUUUCGAGGAGGAGGAACCUUUUGAACCUUAUAAAAAGGUGAAGUUGAGAAUGGAUGACUUUGAUGAUGAUUUCGAAGUAGGCGAACCUGUUGACCCUUAUAAAAAGGCGAAGCUGAAAAUGGAUGACUUUUAUGAUUUUGAUGAUUACGCAAUAGACGAAAUUUUUGAGCCUUAUAAAAAGGUGAAGCUGAGAAUGGAUGACUUUGAUGCUUACGAAGUAGACGAAGCUGUUGAGCCUUACAAAAAGGAGAUGCUGAAAAUAGAUGACGAUAAGUUCAAAGAAAAAAUAGACGAUUAUAAAAAUUUUGGCGAAGACGUGCCAUUGAAGUCUUACAUGAAAACGGAGCUGAAUGAGAAGAGUACCAAUAAUGAUGCAAGGGAAUACGAAAACAUAUAUAAUAAUGGAGGGGAAGAACUUCAUGACAUAAGGGACAUUAUCAAAAAAUUAUGUGAGCAACUAGUUGAUGAUGUAAUUAAUUCACCAGAUAUCAAUUACGUGUCGCACGUAACUAAAACUAUCUUAAAAUAUUUACCGAAUAAGUUCCCAAAGAAAUAUACAAAAGAGUUGCAGGAAUUUCUUCAAAUGCUAACGUUUGCUAGCAAACAAAAGACAUCGCAAGACAUAAUGACAUAUUUAAGCAAUGCCGUUAAAGUUGUCAAAAUCGACGUACCGAUUUUGCAGAUAUCGGAAGGGCUUCACAAACUGAUAGACUUUAAUUCCUUGAGUACGCAACAGAAAGUACGAUUUAAGAGCGUCUUAAACUAUUUAAUUUCCAAUCCACAUAUUGCAUUUAAGAUAACGCAAGAUAUUGAGAAGAGUAACGAAAAUGAAUUCCUUUUCAGUUUGUUUAAGACAUUACAAAAGGAAGCAAGCAUUCCUGUGAAAGUUCGAAAUGGCCUGAAGAUGUUGUCAAAGUAUAUAAGGGUGGAACAUAUAAACAAAUGUGACGAUGAAUAUUCUUGAUAAUUAAAUAGAAAAUAUGGAAAUGAGUACGUUUUUAAAAAUUUGUAUAAUUAAUUUACAGUUUAAUAAACGCUUUUUAUUGA
Molecule: messenger RNA, 3277 nt
Organism: Agrilus planipennis (emerald ash borer)
Lineage: Eukaryota; Metazoa; Arthropoda; Insecta; Coleoptera; Buprestidae
Product: protein PFC0760c-like
Exons: 2
Coding region: 252-3194 (980 amino acids)
Source: RefSeq, a predicted model, not a curated record